AUGGACUACUGCAUGCGAGAAAUAGAAGGAAAGCAAGCACAUGACCCUUUGUUCAUGAAUAAUAAUUAUAAUAACAUGUCUUCAUCUUCCACUGAGAGAUGUGUAUGGGUUGAUGGGCCUGUGAUUGUAGGAGCUGGGCCUUCUGGGCUUGCAGUAGCAGCAUGUCUCAAAGAGAAAAGAAUCCAAAGUGUAAUACUAGAGAGAUCUAAUUGCAUAGCUUCUCUGUGGCAGCUUAAAACCUAUGAUCGUUUACGCCUUCAUUUACCAAAGCAAUUCUGUGAACUCCCCUUUAUGGGGUUCCCUUCUGAUUUCCCAACGUACCCAUCAAAGCAGCAGUUCAUAGAGUACUUGGAGAGUUACGCAGAGGGGUUUGGAAUUAGGCCAAGGUUCAAUGAGACGGUGAAGCAUGCAGAGUUUGAUGCAAAGCUUGGCUUUUGGCGCUUGAAGAGUUUUAACAAGGCGGAGAAGACGACGGAGUAUGUGUGCCGGUGGUUGAUUGUGGCCACCGGAGAGAAUGCAGAGGCGGUGGUGCCUGAUAUUGAAGGAAUAGAGGAAUUUGAAGCACCCAUAAGGCAUACAAGUUUGUAUAAAAGUGGUGAAGAGUUUAGAGGGAAGAGGGUUUUGGUGGUGGGGUGUGGGAAUUCGGGUAUGGAAGCGUGCUUAGAUCUUUGCAACAAUAAUGCUACUCCAUCACUUGUGGUCAGAGAUACAGUACACGUUCUACCACGAGAGAUGCUGGGAAAAUCAACUUUUGGGUUGUCCAUGUGGUUGCUCAAGUGGUUACCCAUGCGACUUGUCGAUCGGUUCUUGCUAAUAGUGUCAUGGCUUAUGCUUGGUGACACUGCUCGAUUCGGAUUGGACCGGCCUCGUUUGGGUCCUCUUGAACUCAAAAACCUUUCUGGAAAGACCCCUGUGCUAGACGUGGGUACCCUUGCCAAGAUUAAAGGUGGAGACAUUAAGGUACGUCCAGGCAUUAAGCGGCUUAAACGUCAAACAGUGGAAUUUGUAGACGGAAGGACAGAGAAUUAUGAUGCAAUCAUAUUGGCAACGGGUUACAAAAGCAGUGUACCCUAUUGGCUCAAGGAAGAAGAUAUGUUCUCCAAGGAAGAUGGGUACCCGAAGAGGCCAUUCCCAAAUGGAUGGAAGGGUAAAAAUGGGCUCUAUGCGGUGGGUUUUACCAAAAAGGGUCUACUUGGUGCGUACAUGGAUGCCAAGAGAAUAGCAGAAGACAUUGAACGGUGUUGGGAAGCUGAGGCAAAGCAUAGAACUGCGUUUGCACGCUCCCACUUGCCGCUACCAAAUUCAUAAAUAUAAUUGGUAUUUGGUUUAGGCGCAAAAAAAAAGAAGAGGUUCAUCAAAGAAGAGAUUGUUAAAGAAAAUCAUGAAUGGAAACGGAGGAUUUUUGUGGCAUUACGGUAUCACACGUGUUGAAUGCUAGUAGCAAAGUAAUGCUCCUCCAAUCCAUGCAUGGGAGAAGUGGGCAAAAGCGAAAUGAAAAUGAGGAAGAUUUUACAAUGGUGCCCUUGAGCUUAAUUUUGAUGGAUCGGUGAGCUUGGGGUUGAGAAGGAGAUAUUGAAUUGAAGUUGAAGAAAAGAAACAACGGUGGUUCUCUGUUGGGGGGGGGGGGGGGGACCUUGGUCCUUUGUUUAAUUUUGUGUACUUCUUGUACAUUGCAAUUUUUCCUAAGUAGGUUUGACUUACAGGAGAGAAAGAGGAAA
This is a messenger RNA of Abrus precatorius (Indian licorice), 1718 nucleotides long. Its product is annotated as indole-3-pyruvate monooxygenase YUCCA6-like. The coding region runs from base 1 to 1308 and encodes 435 amino acids. Gene Ontology annotation, molecular function: NADP binding; flavin adenine dinucleotide binding; N,N-dimethylaniline monooxygenase activity. The transcript has 4 exons. The record is from RefSeq and is a predicted model, not a curated record. Lineage: Eukaryota; Viridiplantae; Streptophyta; Magnoliopsida; Fabales; Fabaceae. Gene Ontology annotation, biological process: auxin biosynthetic process.